AUGUGUGAGGCACUCCUUCUUGAGGCGAAGUGGUACAACGGAGGGAUCGUCCCGAGCGUAGAAGAGUAUCUGAGAAACGGUAUCACCUCGGCGGGGACUUACGUGGUUUUCUUGCAGUCCUUCCUCCUCCUUGGGUGCCCCGUCUCGGAGGAGAGCUUACGUCUAGUCUGCAGUCGCGACGGCCUGUUCUCUCACAGCGGCAGGAUCCUCCGGCUCUGGAACGACCUAGGAACAGCCAAGGUAUAUUUCCCGCCAAUUCCGCCUCAAUAAAGAGAAGUCCUAUGUAAGAUUAUUAUCAAAUAUAACCGAGCAGUCUCAACUGGUUCGAGGUUUGAUUAUUCGGCUAUCAGAACCUUGACUCUCCACGUCGACGUGCUGCAGGCGGAACAACAAAGAGGCGACGUGGCUUCAAGCAUAGAGUGCUACAUGCAAGAAAGAGGUCUCGCGGACGACGAGGAUGCCCGCAGGCACAUCAGAGGGCUGAUAAGCACCGCCUGGAAGGAUCUCAACGGGGAUGCGUUGGCUGCGUCGCCCUUGCCCUUCACCGUCGUUAACGGCUGUUUCAACCUCGCGCGAUUGUCUCAGUGCUUUUACCGAUACGGCGACGACCCCAAGGCCCCAAGCGUGGAGGACAUAGUAAAGGCAUUGUUCUUGAAGCCCGUCAAGUAG
This is a messenger RNA of Spirodela intermedia, 669 nucleotides long. Lineage: Eukaryota; Viridiplantae; Streptophyta; Magnoliopsida; Alismatales; Araceae. The record is from the annotation of a GenBank genome assembly.